Schistosoma haematobium is the source of this 2434-nucleotide messenger RNA. RefSeq lists its product as uncharacterized. The transcript has 3 exons. Bases 837 to 1148 code for a protein of 103 amino acids. NCBI's taxonomy places the organism in Eukaryota, Metazoa, Platyhelminthes, Trematoda, Strigeidida, Schistosomatidae. The record is from RefSeq and is a predicted model, not a curated record.
AUAUGAAUGCAUCAUCAUAAAGCGACAUUCCUUAAUGUACUCCAGGUAAAUAUCACGUUCACUACACAAAUAAGAACAUCAAAUAACCUGAUUAUUUAGAUGACGUUUGAUGAAAAACAACGUAAAAGUAUGAUCAUUGAAAUUUCUACAAACAACAAAUCAGGUCAAUACACAGACAUUUGGCAAACACACUCUCAUAUUAUGUGCACUAUUAUUUUCACUAGUGUUACUUUAAGAACAGUAAUUUUGAUGCAAAUGCGCAUGGUAGAUAAGAAGAAAUGAAAUAGAUACCAUGAUUAUGUUAUAUGUACACACAUAAUCGUGUGUUAAGUUAAUCGAUUACUAAUUUUUAAUAAGUGAUAAUCACAUAUAGGUAAGGCAUUUCAAUGCAGAGCAGAUCAAUACCAGUUCAUGUUCUCAUUAGAUAAGACAAUAUGGAGUAACGAUGGGUUCAACUACCAGAAUGAUUGGUUAACAAUGAACAUAUGAUCUCAUUAAAUUUGAUCUUUUCAAUGAUCACUUUGAAUCAGCGAAUCAGAAUAAAACAACGAAGCACUUUAAAGUCUAUAAAAGCUUGACAAGUUUCAAUAGAAUUUGAUUCCCUACAUUGAACGAAAUGAUGAGGUGAGUGUUGACCAAACUGACGAAGUAAAUCAGCCAGUCAUAUGAACACAAAAACCAUUGUUUCAUUGAUAUGGACCAUUUCACAUACAAAUUUCCAUAUAAUCCGUUGAUGUUGUUCUAUUUCAUCUUGAAACUGUCUUCUCAAUUCUACGACUGCAAAGAAAUCUGUAAAAACCCGGAUUGGAAGAACUAAACACAAGUGAAUUUUGAGAAUGAUUCAUUUCGAUAUAAUACGUCUUAAUCAGCCUCAUCCACUUGUGAAAGGCAGAUUUGUUGAAGUCUCGUUUCAUCAAGUGAGUGGAUCACACUUUGUAAUGGAGCUAUUAAUCCAUAUGUUUACAUCAUUUAAUUCUGUCAAAACACAAAUACUGUUUAAAUAUUAUGAUGAAAAUGCCGACGAAUUUAAUGUUUGCUUUGAAGGUAAGUCAAUAAGUUUCGUUAAACUAAAAUUGUCACUGAGAUUUCUCGGUCGCGUUUCAUUCCAUGAAUCAGUGAUGGUCAAUGUGUUCAGCGAACCAGCUUGAUGCACCUACUGAUAUUCAUAGCUUCUUUACAUGUUUUCACUAACAAAAAUGCCGUUGAAAUACUUGUAUAUAAAAAUACAUGCAAGAUUGGAAUAAAUCACAAUUCGUUUAAGAAAAAUAUCGUCUCUAAACUUCGAGGUUUCGCAAACGAUUCAGAAGAAUUAAUCGCUGUCAGAUGGUGCAAUGAAGCUGUCAAUGUGACUAGGUGCAUAAAGCUGGUUUGCUGAACAAAUUGACCAUCACUGAUUCAUGGAUUGAGUCGCGAUCGAGAAAAGUCAGUGACAAUUUUAGUUCCAAGAAAUUUACUGACAUAGCAAAUCAAGCAUUAAAUCCAUCUGCAUCUUCAUCAUAAUAUUUAAACAGUAUUUGUGUUUUGACAGAAUUAAAUGAUGUAAACAUAUGGAUUAAUAGCUCCAUUACAAAGUGUGAUCCACUCACUUGAUGAAACGAGACUUCAACAAAUCUGCCUUUCACAAGUGGAUGAGGCUGAUUAAGACGUAUUCUUUGUGAGUAAUGGCUACUAGAAUCUGACUGAUUACUUACAUAUCGAAAUGAAUCAUUCUCAAAAUUCACUUGUGUUUAGUUCUUCCAAUCCGGGUUUUUACAGAUUUCUUUGCAGUCGUAGAAUUGAGAAGACAGUUUCAAGAUGAAAUAGAACAACAUCAACGGAUUAUAUGGAAAUUUGUAUGUGAAAUGGUCCAUAUCAAUGAAACAAUGGUUUUUGUGUUCAUAUGACUGGCUGAUUUACUUCGUCAGUUUGGUCAACACUCACCUCAUCAUUUCGUUCAAUGUAGGGAAUCAAAUUCUAUUGAAAAUUGUCAAGCUUUUAUGGACUUUAAAGUGCUUCGUUGUUUUAUUCUGAUUCGCUGAUUCAAACUGACCAUUGAAAAGAUCAAAUUUUAAUAAGAUCAAGUGUUCAUUGGUAAUCGAACGUGCUGAUAGUUAACUGAUCAUUAUUCAAUAUCAUUUUAUCUAUUCAGAAUAUAUGCUGACGUUUAUUCACUGACAUUGUUUGUUUGAAAUUCCUGAUACCCUAUUGAUGAAGGUUCUCCUGGAUGUCAUUAUCAAUAAUUGUUAUUUAGUGAUUCACUACACUUGUUUACGAACAAAUAGUUUCUUCCCUGUAAUAACCUUUUAAUUGACUGUCACUGGUGGAUUGUUUCGAUUUGAUUGAUUAAAAUCAAAGUGACACAAACUCUUUUGAUUGAAUGUCAACAUUCACACUUUUACAUUUGAAUUUUAUUUCAAUAAAAAUUCUGUUAGACUAUUCCAUCAUUGUUCUAAAU